Molecule: messenger RNA, 725 nt
Organism: Fopius arisanus
Lineage: Eukaryota; Metazoa; Arthropoda; Insecta; Hymenoptera; Braconidae
Gene: Akh
Product: Adipokinetic hormone
Exons: 4
Coding region: 289-552 (87 amino acids)
Cellular component (GO): extracellular region
Molecular function (GO): hormone activity
Source: RefSeq, a predicted model, not a curated record
CUCAUGUACGUAAAUAAUUGUCAUUACGUCAGAAGAAUUUUUUAAAUCAAUUUCUCCCAAAAAUCCCUCAAAUUUGUAAACAAUUAAACAGUUGAAGCGACUGAGGAAGUUGAAUAAAUAAAUUGACGGAGGGUAGGAGGUGUCUCAUGGGGUAUAAAACAUUCCAAGAUCAUCCGAGACUCUUCAAUAAGAAAUCGUACGUUCAAUUGGCAACAUCAAUUCAUUGAACAGCUAUUAACUGUUCAAAAAGCGACAAGAAAAAAAGUUUCGUGUCUGUUUGUCAUAGUCAUGCAUAACAAAAUUCCUCCAGGCAUUCUGGCGAUUUUAUUAAUUGGAUGCAUAACACUUUUGUUUAUCGGUACGACUGAGGCCCAAUUGACUUUCUCAACGGGUUGGGGAAAGAGGAAUAAAAAUUUUGCUGUUGAAAACGGAAGUGGCACUAGGUGUUCAGAGGCCCAGGGAAAACCACCACUGGAAAUAUUGGUGAAUUUGUAUAAUCUCAUUCAGAACGAAGCCAAAAGGGUAAUUAAUUGUGAAAAAAUGAACCAAUAAUCGGCGUGAAAAUGAUUUCAAUUACGACAAUCCGUGGAUAAGAGUAAUAAUUUCAUUGCAUCUAUUGUUGCUGGAGAUUUCGAGUUUUUAAUUAUAUUUUAAAUAGGCGAACGUGAUGUGCUUGUAGAAAAUUCUGUGAAAAUUAGUGUUGAAUAGAAUUGAAUAAAGUGUUU